Messenger RNA from Heterocephalus glaber (naked mole-rat), 1599 nucleotides. It is a transcript of the gene Pomc, whose product is annotated as proopiomelanocortin. Gene Ontology annotation, biological process: regulation of corticosterone secretion. Gene Ontology annotation, molecular function: hormone activity; G protein-coupled receptor binding. The record is from RefSeq and is a predicted model, not a curated record. Lineage: Eukaryota; Metazoa; Chordata; Mammalia; Rodentia; Bathyergidae. Gene Ontology annotation, cellular component: secretory granule; extracellular region.
UAGGGAGCGAACAGCAACGCCGGCUGACCAACGCUCUCGCUGCCGUCCCUUAAGCAGAGGUUGCCGGGCCGGCGCCCUGGCUGCCAGCGCCAUCUAAUGGCCGCUCUGAGAUUACUCGGCCCAAGCCGGGCCAUCUUUCGGAAAAGACACCGGAGGCGGGCCAGCUCCUGAGGAAGGGGCAGGGUGUGGCAGAGAGAGGGAAGUGGCUUCCUGAAGUGGACAAGGAGGAGAGGGAGGACUUUUUCACUUCCACAGCCUUCCCCCAGAAAGAUCUGGUCCACAUCUCUCCGAAGGAGAGCUUUCCCCACCCCCUUUAAAGUUAGUGUGUGUUUGUGAUAACUGGUAUGUAUGUAUGCAUACGGUAUCCUCAUCCUUUUUACUCCCGCUUCCCCUCCCUUCUGAGAUUUCUUUUAGCCAAACUUAUUUUAAAGUGUAAAUGUUCAUUAGGAGUGACAAGACACUAAAGUCAUCCACACCUUAAUUAUGAAUACUUUUUUUUUUCUACUGGGGAUCGAACUUGGGAUCUUGCAAUUUCGAGGCAGGGGGUGGAACCACUGAGCUAAAUCCCCAGCCCUAUGAUGAAUACUUUUCUCCUCUAAUUAGAUUUCUUUCUAACAGUGGGUGGAGAAGAUCUGAAAUCCAAAAUGACUGUAGAGCUGGUGGUGAGCUGAUCACAGAGCCUCAGCCUGCCACCCGGAAGAUGCCGAGUUCAUGCUACAGCCGCUCGGGGGCCCUGCUGCUGGCCUUGUUACUUCAGGCCUCCAUGGAAGUUCGUGGCUGGUGCCUGGAGAGCAGCCAGUGUCAGGACCUCACCACAGAAAGCAACCUGCUGGCGUGCAUCAGGGUCUGCAAACCCGACCUCUCCGCGGAGACGCCAAUGUUUCCGGGCAACGGCGACGAGCAGCGGCUGACGGAGAACCCCCGGAAGUACGUCAUGGGCCACUUCCGCUGGGACCGCUUCGGCCGCCGGAACAGCAGCCGGGGCGGCGGCGUGAACCACAAGCGUGAGGAGGAGGUUGCGGCGGGCGAAGGCCGCGUCCCGCUGCCCAUUGGCGACCCCGGGUUCCGCGGCGAUGGCCCCGAGCCGGGUGCGCGCGAGGGCAAGCGCUCCUACUCCAUGGAGCACUUCCGCUGGGGCAAGCCUGUGGGCAAGAAGCGGCGCCCCGUGAAGGUGUACCCGAACGGCGCGGAGGACGAGUCGGCCGAGGCCUUCCCGCUCGAGUUCAAGAGGGAGCUGGCGGGGGAGCGGCCCGCGGCGGCGCCCGGCCCCGACGACCUGGAGCUCGGCCUGCUGGCGGAGGCGGAGGCGGAGGCGGAGGCGGAGGCGGAGGCCCGGGCCGGGGCGGGGGCGGGGGCGGGGGCGGCCGAGAAGAAGGACGACGGGCCCUAUCGCAUGGAGCACUUUCGCUGGGGCAGCCCGCGCAAGGACAAGCGCUACGGCGGCUUCAUGAGCUCGGAGAAGGGCCAGACGCCGCUGGUGACGCUGUUCAAGAACGCCAUCAUCAAGAACGCCCACCAGAAGGGCCAGUGAGGCGCCCAAGCCCGCGCCUCCGGCUGCCGAAGCUGCCCGUAGUUAGGAAAUAAAGCCUGUCAAAUCUC